Molecule: messenger RNA, 279 nt
Organism: Rotaria sp. Silwood2
Lineage: Eukaryota; Metazoa; Rotifera; Eurotatoria; Philodinida; Philodinidae
Source: the annotation of a GenBank genome assembly
AUGGUUGUUUUAGAUCCGUUAAAAGUAACAAUAACCAAUUUUCCAAAUGAAAGAAUGACAGAAUUAGCUGUAUUAAAUUUUCCUGUUGAAGAAUCUCGUGGUUCUCAUCCAAUUCAAUUUGACUCAGUUAUGUAUAUUGAAAAAUCUGAUAUUAGUGAAAAUCUAACAAAAGAUUUUAAACGUCUAACACCAAAUCAACCAUGUGGAUUAAAACAUGUUGCUCUUGUUAUAACUACUCAAGAUAUUAUUCGAGUUAGUCUUUUUUUUUUUGAAACAUGA